CGGUUCACAGAUAGUACGCGGCGCCACAACCACUUCAAAGGUUUAAAAGUGAUUUACUUCAAAUUUUCCAACAAAGUGCUGCAGAACGAAGUAGAUGAGGCUUUCCUCAACAUUCACAUACAGGAGUUGGAGCCGCGUCAGAACGUCACCAUAUCAGACGACCAUUUUAACGUGAACUAUCAAGUCAAUAGAAUUACAAGAAAUAGUCAAGGGAAUAAAGCCUCUGUGCCGUACGCCGAGGGGUCAAUUAAACUGUCCAGAAAGGAGCUGAAGACGGGGAAAUGGAUUAAGGCCAACGUCACAAACAUGGUCGCCGAAUUCUACAGGUUACCCAGGGAGAAAUUAGCCAUAGUAGUGAGGGUACAGGAGUCGAAGAACAGGAUGAAUCUGGUCGUGCCCCAUCCCAGUUCAGAAUCAAAUAACGCAUUGAUGCCGUACAUAGAAAUAAGUCUUAGAGACAAUUCGCACAAGAGGACGCGACGAAUGAUUGGAAUGGAUUGCACGGAGAAUUCCAAGGAAGUGCGAUGCUGCAGAUACCCGCUGUCUGUCAACUUCGAAGAGUUUGGAUGGGACUGGAUCAUCGCGCCGAAGCAGUACGACGCGAACUACUGCAGCGGGGAAUGCCCGUACAGUUUCUUGCAGAAGUAUCCGCACACACAUUUGGUGCACCUGGCGGCUCCACAGGGCAGCGGGGGGCCCUGCUGUGCCCCAAGGAAAAUGAGCAGUAUCUCCAUGCUGUAUUUCGAUCAUGAUUUAAAUAUAAUUUACGGGACAAUCCCCGGUAUGGUCGUCGAGAGCUGCGGUUGCUCAUAGCAACCGCAUCCUGUAGGCCCCGAGUGCGAUCCCUUGGUACCUACUAGCAUGGCUUCACCACUUCGUGGUGUGUAUGCAUUGCGAAUAACUUGGGGCUCGUUGUAGUGUCGCUUUUGCGAUGUGAUAAAAUCUGAUGAAGACUGCAAACUCUUUGUGAUGUGUGUUGUGUGCCUUGUACGUUUUGCUUUGUACAACUAGUUUAUUCAAUACUUAUUCUUGGUUCGUUUCGAUUAAUCUAGAGAUUUAAAUUGUAAAUACUUAUUAGCGUUCAUAGUUUCUCAGUCUCUGAGCUCAAACCUCACUCACGGUUUCGAUUAACAAUAACAAAAAAUAGUUUUAUAUAUAUUUCUCAUCAUUUUAUCGUCCCAAUUGCAUUUACGUGUUUAGCGCUAACCUUAGUUUCGUAAGUUUUUCAUCUGUAAGUAGAAAAUUAAUACAAUCACAGGCAGGGUAAAUCACUUCGGUCAUAAAAUGUCCGUGCUGUAAAAAUGCGAAUAAAUAGUUGUCGAUUUGCCAAGAAUGUAACAAUAAAAAAGAUUAUGCACACAAUAAGCUUUUGUUCCAUAAAAAUGUCUCAGAAAUAUUUAGUGAAAUUUCUAUAAUAACUCUUGCAAAUUCGUGUUGUUUAGAUUGGUCCUAGCCUAGAAAUUACAUAAUGAUGGAAUUUGUGAAAAUAUCUGUUUAUUUUGAAUACGAUUUUUUAAAAAUAUUCGUCAAGUGCCUGUGACGUAGCGCUUCCGUGACAGAUUGUAGCAGAAAAUCGCCAAGUCGAUGUGUCACGUCAAGAUCAAAAUUUAAUUAUAAGUAGAUAGGUAGUUUAUGUAAUUUCGAUGUAUUUUCUUGACUCUUUGUUUGGACGUCAUUCGGAUCUCGAACAAAAUUUAUUUCUUUUAGGCUUAGCGGGUGGUGCUUAAAUGUAGUAUUUUUUAAAUAAUAAACAUAGUACCUACCCUGUGUUAAAAUCGUAUUAUUGAUGACGUAGUUUGUUUAGAUGUUUCGUAUUGUAAGUUUUAGAAAAUAUAAUUUUUGUCGGGCGUUAUUUCAAAAUUAGAUCUCAUUGUGGGGCAACCAGAAUAUUGAUGUGCCUUUAUAAAGAUCUCUCAAUGUUUAUUUGGAUCGCGAAUGAAAUUUUAUACAAAAUUAGGGGUUAGGGAACUAUUUGAAUUGUCUACUGUAACUUGUCGAAAUUUUAACUAACAAUGUCGUGUAAUAAGUUUUUUAAAUAAAUUUUCAAUUCAUAUU
Molecule: messenger RNA, 2055 nt
Organism: Zerene cesonia (dogface butterfly)
Lineage: Eukaryota; Metazoa; Arthropoda; Insecta; Lepidoptera; Pieridae
Gene: myo
Product: growth/differentiation factor 8-like
Exons: 2
Biological process (GO): SMAD protein signal transduction
Cellular component (GO): extracellular region
Molecular function (GO): cytokine activity; growth factor activity
Source: RefSeq, a predicted model, not a curated record